Messenger RNA from Mesocestoides corti, 372 nucleotides. Lineage: Eukaryota; Metazoa; Platyhelminthes; Cestoda; Cyclophyllidea; Mesocestoididae. The record is from the annotation of a GenBank genome assembly.
AUGGGCCGCAUUUACGGAUGGCUGCCCGACCCAAUCGACGAGUUCGCCACCGGCGUGCUGGUCAAGUGUUCUGGUGUGACCGCGGACGACACCUACAACCUCGGCACCAUCCGCUACUACGACAUGGACUACAAGUUCUCGGCGAUAGCUCCAGGUAAGAAUCCCGGCAAACUUGAGAACGGCAGCUUCCACUCCAUGUACUUCCCCUACCGCGGUCAGAUAGCCUACCUACAGCCCCUGGUCUUCGUCAUGUUUGACGGCGUUAAACGCAACACCUUCAUCCGAGUGAGGUGUUGGCUCAUCGCGAAGAACAUCAAGGUGGACUUUGCGAGGGGUGAAGGAAGCGCCGAAUUCGAGAUCAUGUAUGAAUAA